AUGUCUAGCACAAGUGAAAAUAACUCAUCACCCAUAAAGGUGAUCACCCCACAAGAAGGUGGAUCCGCCUCAUCCAAAGAUUUAACCAUGUACGCCUUAGAAGACGGUCGUCAAGUAUCUACGAGAGAUAGGGUGGUCCCCGCAGUGAAGAAAAUUACCUCACACAGACCUACGGAUGAAGAUGUCUUCAAUGCCAAGACAGGUCUACCUAACCAUAAAUUUAUCAGGGAUCAUUUUGCUCAAGAGGGGAGACUCACUGCAUCACAAUUAAGUAAGAUUUUAAUGAUGGCCACGCGUGUCUUAUUUGAAGAACCGAACGUCCUCGAGGUGCCUUCUCCGGUGACUGUUUGUGGUGAUAUCCAUGGGCAAUAUUUUGAUCUUUUGAAAUUGUUUGAAGUUGGUGGUGACCCCACAGAUGGGAAAACUAAGUAUCUUUUCCUAGGAGAUUAUGUGGAUAGAGGUGUUUAUUCGUUGGAAUGUUUGAUUUAUCUUUAUUCUUUGAAAUUGAAUUUUAAAGAUUCCAUUUGGUUGUUAAGAGGGAAUCACGAAUGUAAACAUUUGACCUCUUAUUUCACUUUUAAAAAUGAAAUUUUACAUAAAUAUAAUGCCAAAAUUUAUGAUGAAUGUUGUCAAUCUUUUAACGCGUUGCCGUUGGCUGCUAUUAUGAAUGGACAAUAUUUCUGUGUUCAUGGGGGGAUUUCACCUCAUUUGAAAACUAUUGAUGAUAUUAGGAAAUUGGAAAGGUUUAAUGAAAUCCCAUCUGGAGGAUUGAUGUGUGAUCUUGUUUGGGCAGACCCCAUUGAAGAUUAUGAUGAAGAAAAUGCUGAUGACGAUGAUAAAUUGUUUAUUCCAAACGAAGUUAGAGGUUGUUCAUAUGCGUUUACUCACAAGGCUGCCUGUCAAUUCUUACACAAUAAUGGGUUGUUAUGUAUAAUUAGAGCUCAUGAGGCACAGGAUGCUGGUUAUAGAAUGUACAAGAAUAAUGAUGCUUUGGGGUUCCCCAGUUUAUUAACUUUAUUCAGUGCUCCAAAUUAUUGUGAUACGUAUCAAAAUAAAGCUGCCAUUUUGAAAUUUGAAAAUAACGUCAUGAAUAUUCGUCAAUUUAAUUUCACUCCUCAUCCAUAUUGGUUACCUGAUUUUAUGGAUGUUUUCACUUGGUCUUUACCAUUUGUUGGUGAAAAAGUAACAGAAUUAUUGGUAUCCAUAUUAAACAUUUGUACUGAAGAGGAACUAGAAGAACCAUUAAAACCUGCUGAAAUAUCAAAAGCUGUCAAAGAAGGUAAAUCGAUUGCUAAUACGAAAAAAACCACAGAACCAGUUACAGGUGUCACCACUACCACUACAACUACAUCCCCCAUGGCAAAACGAUCUAUAUUAGAUGAUGAGCAUAAAAGAAGAGCAUUACGAAAUAAAAUAUUGGCCAUAGCUAAAGUUUCAAGGAUGUAUUCUGUCCUAAAAGAAGAUAGUGAAAAAGUUAAACAUUUAAAGGCGAUGAAUGCAGGUGUAUUACCACGUGGUGCAUUAGCUCAUGGGUCUGAAGGGUUAGAUGAAACCUUAACUGCUUUUGAAAAAGCUAGAAAGCAAGAUUUAAUUAAUGAAAAAUUACCGCCAAAUUUAAAUGAGGCUAAAUUAGAAAACAAAAUUUUUUAUCAAGAAAUGUUAAAGAAAGCUGCCACUGCAAAGCAAAAUAGUACGGAUAAAAAUACACAUGCAUCUGAUAUACCCAAAUGA
Naumovozyma dairenensis CBS 421 is the source of this 1731-nucleotide messenger RNA. RefSeq names its product calcineurin catalytic subunit A (gene CNA1). The transcript has a single exon. Gene Ontology annotation, cellular component: calcineurin complex; cytoplasm. Gene Ontology annotation, molecular function: calmodulin-dependent protein phosphatase activity; calmodulin binding. Bases 1 to 1731 code for a protein of 576 amino acids. The record is from RefSeq and is a predicted model, not a curated record. Lineage: Eukaryota; Fungi; Ascomycota; Saccharomycetes; Saccharomycetales; Saccharomycetaceae. Gene Ontology annotation, biological process: fungal-type cell wall organization; calcineurin-mediated signaling.